AUAUGUUUUGUGUUUAUAUUCAUAUAUUCAGCGAUUAAUAGCUAAUUGUGUGGACCGUUGACGGACUGGGAGUCGACGCUCGCCAUCGACAGCCCAUUCACCACAACACUCAUGAGUGAGCCAUCGAUGGAAGUGCUCUCCAAUAGUGAUUACGUUGUCUUAAAGCAAAACCAAUACAGUCUGUGGUGUUCGCGAAGUGUCACUCAAACGGAACCGCUAUUUAAGCCAAUUAUCGUGAACGACAGCACAUCGUACGAGUCGUUUCAAUGUCACGGUCUGAUCCAUGGGCUGAUCGGUAUCUUCCAGGCGGACAAACUCCUGCUCAUCAAAGAGUGUCAAUCCAUCGGCUCUUUGCCAUCCGAUGACAAU
Messenger RNA from Oppiella nova, 369 nucleotides. The record is from the annotation of a GenBank genome assembly. Lineage: Eukaryota; Metazoa; Arthropoda; Arachnida; Sarcoptiformes; Oppiidae.